Paramecium sonneborni is the source of this 565-nucleotide messenger RNA. The record is from the annotation of a GenBank genome assembly. Lineage: Eukaryota; Ciliophora; Oligohymenophorea; Peniculida; Parameciidae.
UAUAUUUUAAUUUAUGUCAACAUAUAGGGGAACAUUUGAACACGAUUCCUUUUUAGGAUGGUUGAACCUAUUCAAGAUUAGAAGAUUACAGGUACUCUAUAAUGUUGGUGAAAGACCACCAUAUCCAGUAAUAAUUAGUAAACCUACAGUUGGUGAAGUAAAUUUAUAUCUAAUAUUAAAAAGGUAUUAAAGAAUUUGAAUAAGGCAGAUUUUGGUCUGUUCGCAACAGUGACAGUUUUAGGUUUCUUUGCAAGUAGAAGAGCAACUUUGGGAUUAACAACUACUGAAUAUAUGAGAUAAAGAGGAUUUUCAAUAGCUUGGAAUUCAUUUAUGAUGGCAGGAGUUCUAUUUGCUUGCAUGAAUAGUAAUAAUAGAUUGACUGUAUAUUUAUAUUAAUUAUUUAGGGCUUUGUGGACAAUGGAUUGUAAUGGAGAAGAAAAGAAUAAAGAUUAGUCAAAUAUGAUUUCACAUCAGAAUUCGAAGAAGGGACUAUCUGGAAAUUCUUCAGAUUAAGAUGAAAUAAAAUCAUAUAUCAAAUGCAUAUAUUUUCAUUAUUAUUUUAUAG